Molecule: messenger RNA, 573 nt
Organism: Triticum urartu
Lineage: Eukaryota; Viridiplantae; Streptophyta; Magnoliopsida; Poales; Poaceae
Biological process (GO): regulation of DNA-templated transcription
Molecular function (GO): DNA-binding transcription factor activity; DNA binding
Source: RefSeq, a predicted model, not a curated record
AUGCCGCCGCGCCGCCGGGGAUCUUCGCGCUACCGAGGCGUCCGCGAGCGCCCCUCCGGCGCCUACUACGUUGAGAUCCGGUCCGGCGACGUCCGCCUCGGCCUCGGCACGUUCGAGACCGCGCACGAGGCCGCCGGCGCGUACGACGCGGCGGCGUGGCGCCUAGAGAGGCCUCGUGCGCAGAUGAACUUCCACGACGUCUACACGCGCGAGCAGGCGCAAGCCGUCGCCCCUCCGCCUCGUCUUAUAACAAAUCAGGACCAAGAGGAACACCGUCGGCGGCAGCGCCGCCUCCUCAUCGUCGAGGAGGACGAGCGAGCCAUGGCGGAGUGGCGUCAGCGCCACCCGGAGGACGUCGCCGACGAGAACGCCUUCUGGGCGGAGAGGACGGCAAGGCGCGGCACGGAGCGGGCGGACAGGCAUCGGCGGAAGGCACUGGCCAUAUCGCAGUGCAAUCUCGUUAACGCCGGUGGGAAGUCGUCCUUCUCGUCAGACGAUGAUCAUUGGGAUGACGUGUGGCUCGUUAUCUCGGACAACACCAGCGAAGAUGAUGAUGAGGACGACUCGAAGUAG